AUGACUCUGAGUCUCUCUUUGAGGGCACUCACAACCAACAACACUUCAAGAAACCCAAUUCUCAGACUUGGACGUUACCAUUUUCACUGUUUCACUAAUCCUCUGCUGCAAUCCCAUGCUGUUGCCCUCAAUUUAAGUACCCCUUUGUGGGACGGUGAUCCUUCCAUUGUACAACAGCUGUUCGACCAAUCUCCUCUGAGAGGCCUCAAAGAACAUAACCAGUUUCUCUUCCGUUACUCUCGCAAUGACCAAACCCAAGAAGCCCUACACCUUUUUAUGUCCCUUUGUCGUUCGGGUUUACCCCCUGAUGAAUCCACCAUGUCCUGCGUUUUGAAAGUUUGUGCUAGUUCAUUUGAUGGGGUGGUGGGUAGAGAAGUGCAUUGUCAGUGCGUCAAGUUUGGACUUGUGCAGCAUGUUAGUGUAGGAACCUCUCUGGUUGAUAUGUAUAUGAAAACUGAGGCUGUUAGAGAUGGGAGGAGAGUUUUUGAUGAAAUGGGUGAGAGAAAUGUGGUGUCUUGGACUUCCUUGCUCGCGGGUUAUUCAUGGCAUGGGUUUAAUGAUCAUGCAUGGGAAUUGUUUUGUCAGAUGCAAGUUGAGGGGUACAUGCCUAACCAGUAUACUGUUUCUACUAUAAUUGCAGCUUUGGCCAAUGAGGGUGCGGUUGAUAUUGGAAUUCCAAUCCAUGCCAUGGUUAUAAAGCACGGUUUUGAGACAGCAACACCUGUGUGCAAUUCUCUAAUUAGUAUGUAUUCAAAGUCAGGGAUGUUAAGAGAUGCAAGAGCUAUUUUUGAUUAUAUGGAGUACAAGGAUUCAGUUUCUUGGAAUAGUAUGAUCGCAGGGCAUGUGAAAAACGGACAAGAUUUGGAAGCUUUUGAAACGUUUAAUAACAUGCAACUUGCAGGGGCUAGACCUACGCAUAUGACAUUUGCUACUGUUAUCAAGUCAUGUGCAAGCCUUAAGGAAUUGGAGUUAGUAAGAUUGCUGCACUGUAGGGCUCUGAAGAGUGGGUUUUCCACUCACCAAAGUGUCACAAAUGCACUCAUGGUAGCAUUGAGUAAGUGCAAGGAAAUGGAUGAUGCCUUUAGUAUAUUCUCAUUGAUGUGCAGGGGUGAAGACGUGGUGUCAUGGACUGCUAUGAUCAGUGGAUACUUGCAGAGUGGUGGAACUGAACAGGCUGUAAAUUUGUUUUACCAAAUGAGGAGGGAAGGUGUCAAACCAAAUCAUUUCACGUAUUCUACCGUCCUUACUGUGCAACAUGCUGUUUUCGUUUCUCAAAUACAUGCAGAAGUUAUCAAAACUAAUUAUGAGAAGUCAUCUUCAGUAGGAACUGCACUUUUAGAUGCUUAUGUUAAGAUAGGAAAUGUUAAUGAUGCUGUUAAAGUUUUUGAGCUAAUUGAAGCGAAGGAUGUAAUAGCAUGGUCAGCAAUGCUAGCGGGAUAUGCACAAACAGGAGAAACUGAAGAAGCUUCUAAAGUCUUCCUCCAAUUGUCAAGGGAGGGGGUCAAACCAAAUGAGUUUACCUUUUCCAGCAUCAUUAAUGCCUGUGCUGCUCCAACAGCGGGAGUAGAACAGGGAAAACAAUUCCAUGCCUGUGCAAUUAAAAUGAGAUUAAAUAAUGCUUUAUGUGUAAGUAGUGCUCUUGUUACCAUGUAUGCAAAGAGAGGCAAUAUUGAUAGUGCACAUGAAGUUUUCAAAAGGCAGAAGGAGAGGGACUUGUUUUCGUGGAACUCAAUGAUUUCUGGAUAUGCACAGCAUGGCCAGGCCAAGAAAGCAUUAGAGGUAUUUGAGGAGAUGCAAAAACGAAACUUGGAAGUGGAUGCUGUGACAUUCAUCGGUGUCUUUUCUGCCUGCACUCAUGCUGGCCUAGUGGACAAAGGUCAGAAUUACUUUAAUGUCAUGAUCAAUGAUUAUCACAUUAAUCCUACAAUGGAGCACUACUCUUGCAUGAUUGAUCUAUAUAGCCGUGCGGGGAUGCUAGGAAAAGCCAUGGAUAUCAUAAAUGACAUGCCAUUUCCCCCGGGUGCAACUGUCUGGCGCACUCUCUUGGCAGCUUCUCGAGUGCACAGCAAUAUAGAGCUUGGAAAACUUGCUGCUGAAAAGCUUAUUUCACUUCAGCCACAAGACUCAGCUGGUUAUGUCCUAUUAUCCAAUAUGUAUGCUGCAGCAGGAAACUGGCAAGAGAGAGUCAAUGUGAGAAAAUUGAUGGAUAAGAGAAAAGUGAAAAAAGAACCUGGGUAUAGCUGGAUUGAGGUAAAAAACAAGACGUACUCAUUCUUGGCUGGUGAUUUGUCACAUCCUUUGUCAAACCAUAUUUACUCAAAACUUUCAGAGUUAAAUAUCCGGUUGAGGGAUGCAGGUUAUCAGCCUGAUACAAACUAUGUGUUUCAUGAUAUAGAAGAGGAACACAAAGAAACUAUUCUUUCUCAGCAUAGUGAAAGGCUGGCCAUUGCCUUUGGGUUAAUAGCUACACUUCCUGAAAUUCCCAUCCAGGUUGUGAAGAAUCUUAGGGUCUGUGGAGACUGUCACAGCUUUAUUAAGUUAGUAUCACUCAUUGAACAGAGAUAUAUUGUUGUCAGAGAUUCAAAUCGGUUUCAUCAUUUUAAAGGUGGUUUGUGUUCAUGUGGAGACUACUGGUGAUGUUUGGGGCUAAUAUGCUUUAUUUGUUUUGAAUAUUCUUUUGUGGAUCAGGCUUUUGUUUGCCAAAGGAUCCAUGAAGCUUUUCCACAAAGCAUAAAUUCUUGUGGAAGCUUUAUGUAAAGAGUGUCAUGGGAAGUGAAAUCCUAAAUGUAUGAUGAUAUUGGUUCUCCACUCUGAGAUAGACCAUUGUAGAUAUUAUUCAACUUGGGAAGGAUGAUCUGCCAACAGAAACUCUCAGAAAAUAUGCAUUUAAUAUCGCUAUGGCAAAAAAGUUGAUAGUAUUGCUAAAAUUUGUUAGCUGA
This is a messenger RNA of Gastrolobium bilobum, 2939 nucleotides long. Its product is annotated as pentatricopeptide repeat-containing protein At2g27610. Bases 1 to 2637 code for a protein of 878 amino acids. Gene Ontology annotation, biological process: RNA modification. NCBI's taxonomy places the organism in Eukaryota, Viridiplantae, Streptophyta, Magnoliopsida, Fabales, Fabaceae. The transcript has a single exon. The record is from RefSeq and is a predicted model, not a curated record. Gene Ontology annotation, molecular function: protein binding; zinc ion binding; RNA binding.